CACCGCCUGCCCAUGCCCAACCUCAAGGACGAGCUGCAUGCCUCGGGCUGGAGCACUGCCUGCACCUGCCCUGACACUGCCACCAGGAAGUGGGACAAGCUGGUUCUUCCCUGCUUGAUUUCUUCCCGCAUUUACGUGGUGGAUGUGGGGUCUCAGUGCCGGACUCCCCGGCUGUGCAAGAUGAUUGAGCCCGUGGAUGUCUUCUGGAAGUGCAACAAGGGGUACCUGAACGUCCCGCAAAGCCUGCCCAACGGGGACAUCCUGAUCGCCAACCUGGGGGAUCCCGCGGGCAACGGAAAAGGGGGAUUUGUGGUGCUGGAUGGAAAGACCUUUGAGCUGAAGGGGAACUGGGAGAACGGGUGUGAGGUCCCUCCCACCGGCUACCACUUCUGGUACCAGCCACGCCACAACGUUCUGGUCAGCACUGGGGGACUGGUCCCCAAAAUUGCCUUCCGUGGAUUUUGCCCCGAGGACUUCAAGAAAGGGGUCUUUGGGCGCCGCCUGAACGUCUGGAACUUGUCCUGCCACAGCCUCACCCAGUGCUUCGACCUGGGCGAGGACUCUCUUCCCCUCAGUGUCAAGUUCCUGCACAACCCCGAGGCAGCCGAGGGAUACGUGGCCUGUGCCCUGAGCGGCGUCGUCUACCGCUUCUGCAAGUGUGAGGGAGACAACUGGGCAGUGGAAGAGGUGAUCCGGAUACCGGCCAAGGACGUGCAGGGAUGGAUCAUGUGCAAGAUGCCAGCCUUCAUCGCCGACAUGGUGAUCUCGCUGGACGACAAGUACCUGUACCUGAGCAACUGGUUCCACGGGGACAUCCGGCAGUACGAGCUCUCCAAGAACUGCAAGCCCCGGCUGGUGGGACAG
Messenger RNA from Chaetura pelagica (chimney swift), 864 nucleotides. RefSeq names its product selenium-binding protein 1-like. The annotation marks the transcript as partial. The record is from RefSeq and is a predicted model, not a curated record. Gene Ontology annotation, molecular function: selenium binding. NCBI's taxonomy places the organism in Eukaryota, Metazoa, Chordata, Aves, Apodiformes, Apodidae. The transcript has 6 exons.